Molecule: messenger RNA, 1901 nt
Organism: Pteronotus mesoamericanus
Lineage: Eukaryota; Metazoa; Chordata; Mammalia; Chiroptera; Mormoopidae
Gene: EXOSC2
Product: exosome component 2
Exons: 9
Coding region: 20-901 (293 amino acids)
Biological process (GO): exonucleolytic trimming to generate mature 3'-end of 5.8S rRNA from tricistronic rRNA transcript (SSU-rRNA, 5.8S rRNA, LSU-rRNA); poly(A)-dependent snoRNA 3'-end processing; TRAMP-dependent tRNA surveillance pathway
Cellular component (GO): nuclear exosome (RNase complex); cytoplasmic exosome (RNase complex)
Molecular function (GO): RNA binding
Source: RefSeq, a predicted model, not a curated record
GCAAGUCAUUGGCGCCAAGAUGGCGAUGGAGAUGAGGCUUCCCGUCGCUCGUAAACCUCUUAGCGAGAGCCUGGGCCGAGAGAGUAAGAAACACCUGGUGGUACCGGGCGACACAAUUACUACGGACACGGGCUUCAUGCGGGGCCAUGGAACGUACAUGGGGGAAGAGAAGCUCAUCGCAUCUGUGGCUGGUUCUGUGGAGAGAGUAAACAAGUUGAUCUGUGUGAAAGCUUUGAAAACCAGAUAUAAUGGUGAAGUGGGAGACAUCGUAGUGGGGAGAAUCACAGAGGUUCAACAGAAGAGGUGGAAGGUGGAGACCAACUCCAGGCUGGACUCAGUCUUGCUUCUGUCAUCCAUGAACCUUCCGGGAGGAGAGCUGAGGAGAAGGUCUGCAGAGGAUGAGCUGGCCAUGCGAGGUUUCCUGCAGGAGGGGGACCUGAUCAGUGCCGAGGUCCAGGCAGUGUUCUCAGACGGCGCUGUCUCUCUGCACACGAGGAGUCUCAAGUAUGGAAAACUCGGUCAGGGUGUUUUGGUCCAGGUUUCCCCCUCGCUGGUGAAACGGCAGAAGACUCACUUCCACGACUUGCCUUGUGGCGCCUCAGUGAUUCUGGGUAACAACGGCUUCAUCUGGAUCUACCCGACACCCGAGCACAAAGAGGAGGAUGCGGGGGGCUUCGUAGCAAACCUGGAGCCCGUCUCCCUUGCUGAUCGAGAGGUGAUCUCCCGCCUUCGGAACUGUGUCGUCUCGCUGGUGACUCAGAGGAUGAUGCUGUAUGACACGAGCAUCCUGUACUGCUAUGAGGCGUCCCUGCCACACCAGAUUAAAGACAUCUUAAAGCCAGAAAUAAUGGAGGAAAUUGUGAUGGAAACACGACAGAGACUUUUAGAACAGGAGGGAUAAGGAGGAGGGUCUGAAGGACAGGACUGUGCACCUGACAGGAGCAGUUCAAGAAAGUGAAGAAUCUGAUUUGUGGUCCCCGUGUGUGGCUCAGCAGAGCUGGGACCGGAGGCUCAUCAUGGACCUGCAUCGCGCUGCGUCCAGCCCACAGACCUAGCUGCUUUCUUCUGUUCAUGGGCAGAGCCUGGGAGAGGUGAACUGUGCCACCAGCCCCUUGGGCUGCCUGCAGAUCCCCAGCCCCGGGGGUGGUCUGCGGUCUCCAAAAGCUCUCAGUGUUCUGGCCAAGUGGACUCCCAUCCUGGAAUAAUAUGGAGAGUCUUUGUCUCCUGUUCACCAUCGUUCACAAGGCACAAUGCCCAUGAAAUUGCCCCUGUAAAAACAUGGCCUCCCUGACUCCCAAAUGACCUGUUUUGGCUUCCAUUCCCACCUCCUCUGCAGCACAAGUACAACAUUGAAGACAGUAGUUGGUAAAGUUAGCCCAGCAGUCAAACAGAAGAAUAAAGUUAACCACGCAUCCUGUUGCUGGGUUGGAAUCCUACUUCCCAUUGCGUGUUCCUUCUAGUGAUUGAUUCAAGUGUAUCCACACCGGGCUGCUCUAAUCAUCCUGCCUUUGAGGGUGAUUUGUAAGAAGUUGAAGUAUUGGUAAUAGAAUGGAGGUUUUGGGUGCCUGAGUAAACAUGAAAUCAAAAUAGAGAAAAAGGAGAUGGGAGAAAAAAAGCUAGUUUCCUCCUAUAAUUGAGGUAGUAACACAUUAGCUUAUGAAUAGUUAAGAGUUCAAAGAUAAAACCAAGAUGUUGAUGUUCUUAUUGGGGAAUGGCAGGAGUUCUGCGUUGGUUUGUCAUGUCUAAAAUAGUGACCUCGCAGGUUUUGGUAAACAAUUUUUUUAAAGGCACUGUUUCUGUUCUUGUGUUCUUUGUAAUAUUUGGGAGCGGAGGGAAGUGGAAGGAGAGCUUAGCAAACAGUAGUUCUUCCGCCAGAGGCCCUAACUGCGGUGCCUGGGUCA